This is a messenger RNA of Peniophora sp. CBMAI 1063, 540 nucleotides long. The record is from the annotation of a GenBank genome assembly. Lineage: Eukaryota; Fungi; Basidiomycota; Agaricomycetes; Russulales; Peniophoraceae.
AUGCAGUUCCUCACGCUCAUCACUAUUGCCUUCUCUACGGCCGCCACUGCCCUUGCCGCUCCCCCUAGCGAGCACGGCCCAUGGCACCACGGCACGCCUAGCGCCGCCAUUGCUCUCGCCAAGUCUUCUGCCACCAAGACUUCGAGCAAGACUCACUCUGUCACUGCCACCGCGACAUCGGCUACUACGGCUGCCACCUCAACGACCACCUAUCUCUCGGGUACCAACACUGGUGACGGCACCUACUAUGCGACCGGUCUCGGCGCAUGCGGCUGGACCAACAGUGACACCGACUACAUCGUUGCCGUCUCAAAGGACCUGUACGACAACUACCCCGGUGCUACCGAUGACACCAACUCGAACCCCGUCUGCGGCCAGAAGAUCACCGCUUCCUACAAUGGCAACAGCGUCACAGUGGAGGUUGUCGACCGUUGCGAGGGCUGCUCGCUCACGUCGCUCGACUUCUCGCCUUCCGCAUUCACUCAGCUCGCUGACGAGAGUGUCGGUCUUCUCGAGGGCAUGACCUGGACCUGGGCCUGA